AUGGGAGCUAAGGUGUCCAGAGUAACACCAGAAAGAACAUCUGUGGAUCAGGGGCAUUUGAUUGAAGCUUCCCCAAAUGUCCCUUCCUCCAAAGUUGCCCUUCCUGAAAACCAGGCACAGACGUUACCCUUACCAGCUGACUUAACGCUCGAUUUUCCAUUUUUCAAGGACCCCUUGACUGUUGAGUAUUUCCAGGACUCCAAAGUUAUUCUGAUAAUGAGGGGACUCCCUGGAAGUGGGAAGUCUCAUCUGACAAAAGUCAUCACACAGCUAUAUCCACAUGCCACUAUUUGUUCUGCCGAUGAUUACUAUUCUUUAACCGGGAUGUAUGAAUUUGAUCCCAGCCGACUCAAGGAUGCUCAUGCCUACUCUCAAGCUAAAGCAGAUCAAGAAUGUAAUAAAGGGACUUCAGUUGUUAUCAUUGACAAUACAAAUGUUACAAGGUGGGAGAUGAUCCCUUAUGUGAAGAUGGGAAAUGCUUACAAGUAUGUGGUUCUUCUUAUUGAACCAAAAACUCCAUGGUUUAAGGAUGCUGAGGAACUGGCACGUCGAAAUACUCAUAAUGUGUCUGUUGACCUCUUGAAACGCCGCCUUCAUGCUUGGCAGAAAAUGUCCCCUCUCUAUUAUGGAUGGUUUUUGAAUGAAGCUGAUACAUGGCUUCUCAAGAGAGUUGGAGAUGCCUGGCUGGAACGGUGCCUUGAAGUCUCUGAUUUUUUAGAAGACUUCAUGGGUUGGAGUGGUCUGGAAUGCCCAGAAGAUAUGAUGAAAUACUACCAAAGAAUGGAACCCGAGCUACUUCAUUGUACUGCCAUGUUCUCAGGACGUGGGAAAGUUCCUGGUUCUCGAGAGUAUGAAAGGAAGAGUGAAGUAGAGAAUGCUUUGGGACAGGCAUUUCACCUUCAUAUGAUUGGAUUUUUCAUCACCAGCAGGAGCUUUGGAAUCCGAGUGAAGCUGACUGAGGACCAAUUGAAUGUAUGGGCCCAAAAUGAUUUUGAAGAGGAAAUCCCAGCACUACCAACGAGAAGCAAACACACAAGGAGAAACAGUGAUCAAAACCCUGUAGUAUUGGAGCCAAGAGCUUCAUUAAUCAGCGUGCAGCAGUCUCAAGAGGUGAUGGCUCAUAGAAUGCGUCCACUGAAGUCAGAAGGCAGACGGGCUCACAUCACCCUAGCCUUCAAACCGGGUGAGCGGCCCAUGUGCACUGGCUUCGAUGCCAUGAAGGUGGCAGAGUUUGAAGGCCGUGAUUCACAGACUGAUUUGUGCAAAGUCUAUCAAGUGCCUGGAGGGAUUCUUUGUUCUUAUGGCAAGGGCAUUUGGGUGAUCUACCCAGAGAUUCAGUAUGUUGCAAUCAGUCUAUUUGCUGGCUUUUACUGA
Molecule: messenger RNA, 1374 nt
Organism: Darwinula stevensoni
Lineage: Eukaryota; Metazoa; Arthropoda; Ostracoda; Podocopida; Darwinulidae
Source: the annotation of a GenBank genome assembly